Molecule: messenger RNA, 1516 nt
Organism: Notothenia coriiceps (black rockcod)
Lineage: Eukaryota; Metazoa; Chordata; Actinopteri; Perciformes; Nototheniidae
Product: serine/threonine-protein kinase SMG1-like
Exons: 3
Coding region: 76-399 (107 amino acids)
Biological process (GO): nuclear-transcribed mRNA catabolic process, nonsense-mediated decay
Cellular component (GO): nucleus
Molecular function (GO): protein serine/threonine kinase activity; protein binding
Source: RefSeq, a predicted model, not a curated record
GUAUGUUUUUGAACAUGUCAUAUCUGCUUUUCCUCAGCUGUUAAAUGCAGUGGGGUGAAGACCCAGCCAGACUCCAUGUCCCAGAAUGCACGGAAGGCUCUCCUCCGUAACCUGGGAACCCCCACUGACACCCCCCCCAGCACUCUGCUGGUGAACAGCAAAGGCCUCAACCCCAGCCCCAAGAGGGCGGUACGGGACCCCAAAACAGGACGAGCGGUCCAGGAGAGGAACUCGUACGCAGUCAGUGUGUGGAAGAGGGUGAAGGCCAAGCUGGAGGGCAGAGACAUCGACCCCAACCGGAGGAUGAGCGUCACAGAGCAGGUGGACGUGGUGAUCAAAGAGGCCACCAGCAUGGAGAACCUGGCUCAGCUGUAUGAGGGCUGGACGGCCUGGGUGUGAGCGCCUGCCCCUUCAUGUCUUUGUUCCAGCGAAGGCUUGGAGAUCCACCAGAGUCCAGCGGGUCUGGGGUGUCGGAACAGCAGCACCGGGCCACACUGGGGGGAGCGAACGAGAGGCGGAUGCUCAAUCCGCUUCCCAAACUCCUGGGCACACAAACCGGUGCAGCGACCUCGUAGCACCGCUGCAACCACACCCCCCCCAACCUCCGGCGAGCGGGCUAACACACGCUUUGUGGGCCUGCCGCCCCGCCCUCCUUUCUGGGGUUUGACCAGGCAACGCAGUGCCGGAUGGGGGGAGGGGGAAGGAAGGCAAACGCCUCCUCACCCUCGACUUAGAAACACCUUCCCCCCCCUCACCUGCAUAGCUCACAGUCAAGUUGUACCCAUAAAUCAAUGCAUCCUGUUGAGCCAAUCAGAGUCCACCUGAGGGCAGGGUGAAGCAGGAAGUGAGCCGCCUCCCUCUGAAGCACACAGCCGCCGCGCUGUGGGUGGGACUUCACCGGGGGGGCUCAGAUGGGCCACUCACAUGGUCACACUUGUUUUUCUCUAAUCUUUUCCGUUGUGAUUGGCAGCGGGUUGGCAGGAGCUGAGAGCCAAGGUUCUUCAGGAUCCUGAAUCCACACCACCCAGCAGCUGCAGUGAAGGAAAUAAAGGGGAACAGUCAACUCGGUGUAUUUUGGUUGAUAAACAGUCAAAACUUUUACAGAAUUGUUGAUUGGAGUUGUUUUCUAAGGGAGGUUCUUUGUGCUCUGGUUAAGUGAACGGCCUGUAAUGUGACUAGUUUCUGAUGUCUCAUCUCGUAGAGCAUGAGGUGACAUCACUCCACGAGGGCGGCCUCACUCUUUUUCUUGGUGUGUUUCUUCAGUCUGUGUGAGCUCUGUAACUCUUCUGUCCUUCUUUAGUUCUGUAGAUGUUUUCUGCCUUUUUUGAAAUGCCUGUCACAAGCUGUUGCUUGCCUCAUUGACACCCCCCCCCCCAUGCUUGCAUUUUAUUAAUAUUGACCUUCUAGUUUUACAUUUUUAGUGGGAGAAUUUAUCUUUUUGGUGAUGGUGCAAAAUGUUAAUUCUUAAAGCUUUUAUUGGAUUUGGUUGGAUGCCAAAUAAACAUUGAACUAUGAA